This is a messenger RNA of Ochotona princeps (American pika), 609 nucleotides long. Its product is annotated as long-chain-fatty-acid--CoA ligase ACSBG2-like. The record is from RefSeq and is a predicted model, not a curated record. Gene Ontology annotation, cellular component: membrane; endoplasmic reticulum. The coding region runs from base 1 to 609 and encodes 202 amino acids. The transcript has 4 exons. Lineage: Eukaryota; Metazoa; Chordata; Mammalia; Lagomorpha; Ochotonidae. Gene Ontology annotation, molecular function: long-chain fatty acid-CoA ligase activity.
AUGACCAUCGAAUCCUCGGGUUCUCGACAGACAGGAGCAGCGACUGGAGGCGGGUCUUCCUGCCAGUCCUGCUCAGGUCUUGUCUCCGACCUUUUGCAGUACCAUCAGGAGCAAUCCAGUGGAGGUGGUGAAGGCCAAGCCCCUGUGACUCUGGAAGAGGAGCCUGAGGACCAUUGGAUGGACACCAGCAAGCCCCCAAGGUUCUUCCGUGACUCCGUCAACCACUUCGGCACCCACCCAGCUCUGGCCUCGAAGAAUGGCAAGAAGUGGGAGAUGUUGAACUUCACCCAGUACUACCAGGCCUGUCGGAAGGCUGCCAGGUCCCUCAUCAAGCUGGGUCUGCAGCACUUCCACGCAGUUGGCAUCCUGGGUUUCAACUCCAUGCAGUGGUUCAUAGCUACGCUCGGUGCCAUCCUAGCAGGAGGUCUCUGUGUUGGCAUUUAUGCCACAAACUCUGCCGACGCUUGCCAAUAUGUCAUCAGUCAGGCCAAGGUGAACCUCUUGCUGGUGGAAAACGACCAACAGCUUCAGAAGAUCCUUUCGGUAAAGCCGGAUCUGGCACGGCCUGCCACGUCCCACCCCCAGGGGAACUCUAGACUCCCGGGCUAG